AUAUUUUUUAACAAAAUGGAUGACACCAUGAAAAAGAUGGAAGAUGCUUUCAAGGCUCUCAAAGCAAGUGGUCAAAAUACAGCAACUGGUAUAACCGAUUGGCUGAAAAGAGCGGCAAUUAUAACAGACGAGGAGACGGAACGAAAAGCCAAAGAACUCCUCGGAGAGGGUAAAGUUACGUACGAGAAAUUCAAUGCGGCAGUUAAGAAACUUGCUCAGGACAAAAAAGCCAAAUUUGAUGAUUAUUCCAAGAAAUUGUUGGACUCAGUAUCAACAGCGGCCAACGAUGCGAAAGGAACCGUUGAACAAGAAGCCGAGUCGUUCAAGGACGCUGUUGCCAAAUUCAAAGCGGAUACUUCAAACUUCUUACACGCCGGGACAUCAACUCUGAACGAAACGGUGAAUGAACAAAAAACAAAAGUUGUUGAAGCGGCCAAAAACGUGUUCUCCAUAUUUUCACCAUCGGAAAAAUAAUAAAAAUAUUUUUUUAUUUUGCAUAGAUGAAAACAACCUUCAAGAAAGAAUACAAAUCAAAAUUACUGGGUCGUGGAAUGCAUUCAAAGAUACAGAUCAACAAUAAAAUAAAGCAUUUCAAAUUAGUUUUUAACUCGGCUACCUAGAACUUAGAAUACACAGCUGUAACUGCUAUUUUAUGGUAGUCUGUAUCAUAGUAAACACACACAAAAAGUACAGACCAGAGUAAAAUACAAUUUUAAUUGUAAU
Messenger RNA from Hyposmocoma kahamanoa, 723 nucleotides. RefSeq lists its product as uncharacterized. The transcript is spliced from 4 exons. The record is from RefSeq and is a predicted model, not a curated record. Lineage: Eukaryota; Metazoa; Arthropoda; Insecta; Lepidoptera; Cosmopterigidae. Bases 16 to 474 code for a protein of 152 amino acids.